Cucumis sativus (cucumber) is the source of this 1833-nucleotide messenger RNA. Its product is annotated as protein root UVB sensitive 2, chloroplastic. Gene Ontology annotation, cellular component: chloroplast envelope. The record is from RefSeq and is a predicted model, not a curated record. Bases 126 to 1412 code for a protein of 428 amino acids. Lineage: Eukaryota; Viridiplantae; Streptophyta; Magnoliopsida; Cucurbitales; Cucurbitaceae. Gene Ontology annotation, biological process: auxin polar transport; response to UV-B. The transcript is spliced from 9 exons.
UCAUAAAUAGUUCCGAAGUUUGUUGAGGAGGAAAGCAUAUAUGGAUUGAACUCCAAUUCUCACGGCGGCAUUUUCUUCUCUCAAGACAAGGCCGCACUCUUCACCCAAAUUCCGAGUCUUACUCCAUGGACUUGCUGAACAAGUUCAGUGCCCGCAACAAGGACCCUGAGAAAUCACCUUCUCUUCCUGUUUCAUGGAUUGAAGUCUCCGACUCUGUCUCCCGCCGCUGCCAAUUUCAACCUGAUGGUCAUCUUUCUGUGAAGAUUAUUGAUGACUCAAGACCAGCUAUUCAGCGUAUCGUUGAUUCCUUCCUCAAUACAUUUUUUCCCUCAGGAUACCCAUACAGUGUCAGCGAAGGUUAUUUGAGGUAUACACAAUUUCGAGCCUUGCAACAUGUUACUAGUGCAGCUCUGUCAGUACUGUCAACUCAGUCACUGCUGUUUGCUGCAGGCUUGCGGCCAACAGCGGCACAAGCUACUGUUGUAAGUUGGGUUUUGAAGGAUGGGAUGCAACAUGUUGGAAAACUUAUAUGCAGCAAUUUAGGUGCAAGAAUGGAUUCAGAGCCCAAAAGGUGGAGAGUUAUAGCUGAUGUCCUCUAUGACUUGGGAGCUGGCUUGGAAGUUAUUUCUCCCUUAUGCCCUCAUCUUUUUCUUGAGAUGGCCGGGUUAGGAAACUUUGCAAAGGGUAUGGCAGUAGUUGCUGCAAGAGCAACAAGAUUACCGAUAUAUUCUUCAUUUGCUAAAGAAGGCAAUCUUAGUGACCUUUUUGCCAAAGGAGAGGCCAUCUCCACUCUCUUCAAUGUCGUUGGAAUUGGAGCUGGGUUACAGUUAGCGUCAACUAUUUGUUCAUCAAUACAAGGAAAGUUAGUAGCUGCACCUCUCCUUUCAAUCGUACAUGUAUACUGUGUUGUAGAGCAAAUGCGAGCAACUCCGAUAAACACGUUGAAUCCGCAGAGGACGGCAAUGAUCGUUGCUGAUUUCGUGAAGGCAGGAAGGAUACCAAGCCCUGCUGACAUAAGGUACCAAGAAGAUCUUGUUUUUCCUGGAAGACUCAUAGAGGAAGCUGGAAACGUAAAAGUAGGAAGGGCUUUACAUGAGGUUAUUAAACCAUCAAAACUUGUUGAAAUGAAACAAAUAUUUCCUGGGGAGAAGUUUGUUUUGAACCAAAGUAAAAAAUGGGUUGACAUGGUGUUGGAGCAUGAUGCCUCAGGUGAAGAUGCAUUGAGGGGGUGGCUAGUAGCUGCAUAUACUACAAACAUAAAAGAGCCUUCUCAUGAGCCAACUGCUAGUGUGUUGCUCGAGGCUUACGAAAAGAUGAAUGAUGUGUUCACUCCGUUUCUAUCUGAACUUCAGGCUAAAGGGUGGUAUACCGAUCGUUUUCUUGAUGGAGCGGGAAGUCGUUUUGCCUGGUAGUUCUUCAUUCACUUUACUUCCUUUAGCCUUUGAUUAAUUUAGGUCUGUUGAUAUUAGAACCCUUAGACUAUAUAAAGUAGAUUCAUAACGUAGUUAGAUAUUUGCAAAGUUGGCAGUGAUGGCACUAAGGAAAUAGUUGAUGUUAUCCUCGCAAGAGAACUAAAUUGUACCAUAGUUCUGUUGUAUUAUUGGUCCAUUAAAAGGUUGGGAAGAUUUUGUUUUGUUUUGUUGUGUAGGUUUUUUUUUUUGUUGGAUAAAAAGUUUUUAGGAGGUUUAGAAAUAUAAAAAUGUAUUUGUUUUGUUUGGUUUGAACAACAAUUUUGAUUUAUAGUUUUCUCCAUGGAGAUCACUACAACAGUUCAUAUGUCUACAUAAUGUCUAUUUUCCUGAGGUCAAUCGUGGAUAGACAUCGAACCAUCAA